Messenger RNA from Myxocyprinus asiaticus (Chinese sucker), 1227 nucleotides. Its product is annotated as coiled-coil domain-containing protein 127-like. The record is from RefSeq and is a predicted model, not a curated record. Bases 91 to 900 code for a protein of 269 amino acids. The transcript has 3 exons. NCBI's taxonomy places the organism in Eukaryota, Metazoa, Chordata, Actinopteri, Cypriniformes, Catostomidae.
GAUUAAAUGUUGUUUAUGGAAUUGCAUUAAUGUCCGAGCUGUCUUGAAGGAUCUUAUUCAUAUAACUUUAGAUUGUUCAAGAGUUUCUCCAUGAACAACCUGAAUGAUCCGCCUAGAUGGAAUAUUAGACCAGAUCCAGCCCGAGGAGAUGGUGGGGGUAGAUGGAAUUAUGCCCUGCUGGUGCCAAUGAUUGGUCUGGCAGCAUUUCGUUGGAUAUGGACUCGUGAAUCACAGAAACAGAUCCAAGAUGUGAAAGAUAAGUACAACAGCGACAUGGCAGCUAUCACCAAAGACCUGGAGAUGAAGUACAGAGACACGCUGACGGAAAACCGACGGACGGCGGCGCAGCUGGAGGUGGAGCUUGAGAAUGAGCGCCAGCGUGUGAAGGGCUACAGGAAGGCCCUGAUCUCUCAGAGCCAGCAGCUCAUGGAGGAACGCAAGCAGCUUCAACAAGAACGGCAAGAUCUGGAGCAAGAGAAGAACUGGUUGCUCCAGUCUGGCGUGGCCAGGGUGGCGCUUCAGAAAGCCCUGAAACGAGAGGAGGAGUGGCAGCGCAGAGCUCAGACUCUCUUACAGGAACUAGAGGAGAAGCUAGUGGAGAGGCAGGAAGCAUUCUGCAGUAUCCUUUUGCCACGGGAACAACGUCUGGAGAUGGAGAAGAACCUGCUGCUGAAGGCUGCCAAAGACCCUGUGGGUGCAGAGCUGAAUCUAGAGGGGGAUCUCAGGGACAUAUUUAAGAAUGACAGACACUGCGCAGAUUUGCUUAACACUGAUAAACGCAAGAAUGGCAGUUUGAUGUGGCUGUAUCUCAGGUACUGGCAGCUGCAGGUCACUCUGCAGAAACACAAGAGGGCAGAGAAGACACUCAAAGGAGGGCCACCGAACUCCAACAGACCUUGAUGCAGGAACCUAUGAUAGAAUCACAGAUCUCUAUGAAACAAAAUCUUGCUGCUGUUUUCCUUUGCUAAUCUAAUUUAUUGCCAUCAUUUUUCAGUUAACUAUUUAUGAUGCCAAACCUUUGUGGAAACCUUUUGAGCCUGUAAAAGGGAAACCUUACCCAAAACCCACCCUCAUAUAGUUCUGACCCUGUAUUAUUGUCUUUCUUCCAUGAAACACAAAAGGUGAUGUUUUGUCCUUUAAACUAUCCCUAGUCCUUGACAAUCAUAUCUGAAAAUGCAGCUGCAAAAUGAUUCUAUUGUGUCAGGAAUAAAGUUUAUCUUAAUCAUU